Messenger RNA from Parathielavia appendiculata, 1407 nucleotides. RefSeq lists its product as uncharacterized. The record is from RefSeq and is a predicted model, not a curated record. Bases 1 to 1407 code for a protein of 468 amino acids. NCBI's taxonomy places the organism in Eukaryota, Fungi, Ascomycota, Sordariomycetes, Sordariales, Chaetomiaceae. The transcript has 4 exons.
AUGGGUAUGGACGCGCAGAUGAAGUACAAGCAAGAGUUCAAGUCGGAUCUCUUCAACGUCGGCCUGCCCGGGCUGAGCUACGGCGUCGUCACCAUCGGACCGUGCAUCGCGGUGGGCACGCGCGUCACCCUGGAGGCCGAGGCCAAGGACAAAAUCCUCGGGGGUGCUGAGAUGGGUCUGCAGAACGUGCACGUCAAAAUCGAUUUUAUCAACCCCAUGCAUGGCGCCAAUGACUGUUGGGACCCGUACUUCAAGCCCAUGUUCAAGGUCGAGGGCGAGCUCAUGCUUGCCGCCGCGCUGGGCUUGCCCAUUGGGCUCAAGUGUGGCUUGCAAAUCUCGACGUGGGACAAGUCUGCCGAUUCCUUUGCUGGACACAAACGACGAGAGGCCGACCCGCGGCUGCAUUCCCCUGCGCGCAGCCUCGGAACUUCUGGCGCGUCCCCAGCAUCUGAUACCCCGACACCGUCCGAGUCGUCUGACUCUGUUUCCUCGGGUUCUUCUGGGUCUGGUUCAUCCGCCUGUUGGGGAUCUGGCUCGUCUGGUUCUGGCUCCUCUGGUGCAGACUCAUCUGAGUCUUCGGAUUCUAGCGCAUCUCAGUCGUCUGACUCUGGUCCCUCGGCGUCUGGCUCAUCGGACUCAUCUGGCGGCUUCUCCGAGUCCGACUCCUCUUCUGACUCAGCAUCCGCCCCAUCCUCGCCCCCCACGGGAUCCAGAUCGAAUCAGUCCGUUGUCGACAUCACCUCCAAGAUCAAAGCCUCCAACAAUCCUCGGUCCUCGACUAUGCCACCCAACCCCUGCCCAACCGUCCGUACAAUGACACCAACGGUUACGAGUACUCGCCUCGUCGGUCCGGACGCCACCAUGAUGGUCGUGUCCUGUUCCAACGGCAACCUGUACCCCUUCCCCAUCAACGGCAGCGACAACGCGGCCUGCUCCGAGAUGUGGGCGUCGCACAGCGACAUACUCGUGGCCGACGGCUCGCAGCGGCUGGCGCACUAUUACAACAACACCAUGAGCGCGCCGGGAGUGUCGCGCCUGCGCGUCGAGGACGAGGCCGACAUCCCCAUGGGCGGCGUCGUGGUCGGGUUUGCGCCCUACAGCUACGACGGCAGUCAUGAGGAUGACAGCUACUUCUAUCUUGCCGUCGACCCGCACGACGACGUAUUUUAUCCCACGGCGUCCAGGUACGAGGAACCGAGCCUCGGGGCCAGAUAUCUUCUUGGCCAGGGAUCCGGACGAAGGCGCGGCGGUGCUGAAGAGCGCGGACGUGCAGUAUCAGUCACGGGCGGCAAGGUUACGGGCUGCUCCCCGCUCAUGCUGAUGCAGGGCAAGUACGAUGAUUUGGAUAACUAUCUCAGCUACACCGAGGCGCGGGAUAGUACGCCUUGGGACCUUGAAAAUGGAUAA